Messenger RNA from Phragmites australis (common reed), 1937 nucleotides. RefSeq names its product disease resistance protein RGA2-like. NCBI's taxonomy places the organism in Eukaryota, Viridiplantae, Streptophyta, Magnoliopsida, Poales, Poaceae. Gene Ontology annotation, molecular function: ADP binding. The coding region runs from base 123 to 1640 and encodes 505 amino acids. The record is from RefSeq and is a predicted model, not a curated record. The transcript has a single exon.
CAAAGUCCAACCAUGCGCAGAGAAAAGACGUGAACAUAAGCAAACCACUCCUUGCCCCGUUCUCCUUUCUUCUCUGGUCGAUCCACUGCAACGCCAACCUUCUCCUCUCCAGGAGUAUUGCAAUGGAGCGGCUUCUUUCGGCAAUCGCGAGCGAUCUCCUGAGCAGAGCCCUGUCCAUGGUGAUCCAGAGAUACGGGCGGUCCAAGGCCGAAGAGACAGAGCACAAGCUCCAGCGGUUGCAGCGCGUGCUGCUCCGGAUCGACGCCAUGGUCGAGGAGGCCGAGGGGCGGCAUAUCACCAACCAGUCGAUGCUAUGGCAGCUUGAGAUGCUCAGGCAAGGCAUGUACGGCGGCCACUACGAGCUCGACACCUUCAGGUACAGAGGCCAUGGAGGCGACGACCAUGUGAGUUGUGGCCGUGCAGUUGCCUUUCCUAUAUUCAGUUCAGCCAAGCGCCUCCACUUCUCCCCCGUCAGCGGCAACACAGAGAACGUGCAGAACACCGUCCUCGACGCCGAGAGCGUGAAGAAGCUGGACAAGAUUCUCGGUAGCCUCGAGACGAUGAUUGGCGACAUGGAGGAGUUCACUGUGUUCUUGGAGGGAUACCCUUGCAUCUGCCGGCAGCCGUACAGCACGUACUUGAUUCUUGACAAAGUCAUGUUCGGUCGGCAGAUGGAGAAGGAGACGAUCAUCAACUUCCUGCUCCGGCCAGAAGCUGCCGGCAAUGGAAAUCCAGGCGUGCUUCCGGUCGUUGGCCUAGCGAGAGUUGGGAAGAGCACGCUUGUUGAGCAUGUCUGCCUUGAUGAGAGGGUGCGCGGCUACUUCUCGCACAUCAUCUUCUUCACCGGUGGCGAUUUUGGUGCCGAAGACAUGGCUACUCUGAGAGGCAGUGGUGUAAUAAAGCAUCAAGAUCUUACGGCAGGCAAGCAUGGGAGGUCACUUGUGGUCAUUGAGCUAGCUGGGGACAUGGACGAGGAGACAUGGAGAAGGCUGUACACCUCAGCGGCAAGCAACAUGGAGCAUGGAAGCAAGAUCAUAGUCACAAGCCGGUCAGCGAAGAUAACGGCUUUCGGAACAGCUCAGGCUCUCAGACUGAAGCUUCUGCCUCAAGAAGCUUACUGGUACUUCUUCAAGGUUCUGGCCUUCGGGAGCACGAACCCCAACGAUCAUCCAAAGCUUGCAUCCAUAGGCAUGGAGAUCGCGGUGCUGCUGAACGGUGCUUUCUUGGGAGCAAACGUAGUGGCAAGCCUGAUGAGAGCCAAUCUUAACGCCCAGUUCUGGAGCAGGGUGCUUGAGUGCUUGAGAGAUUUCACCAGCAAGCACCUGCUGAUGUUUGGUGAGCAUCCAUUACAUCUUGUACAGAAAGGCAAACCUGUGCACAUAUGGAGAAUGACCAGGACUCAACAUGUCGUUACAAUCUGCAAAAUUUAUCAGAAGCGUUCUCCCCGGCAUGAUGACCCCAAGGUAACUGCACAAGAUAUUGUAAUAGGAAGUGUUCCACUUCCACAUCAGGGGAGGUUCCGCGCAGUAACAUGGAGAUCUAGCAUACCUCCCUACUACACCUACUUGGCCAGUUGUUCGUCCCAGACGGUCAGGUGCUCGAUGGCUAACAAGAAACGACCUCGGCAGGCGAGGGUUUGAUACGAGUCUGUUCUCGUAAUAUCAUAUAUAUCAGUGUGUGCAAAACACUACUCGUAGCGUUUAGCUGUAAUCUUGUAAGGUUCCAACCAGAGUACAGUAUUUGCUUACUGGAUCAUGCUGUGUUCAUUGCUUACAGUUGUUGUCAAGCAUGUUCAUCUGCCCAGCAGCCCUGGAAGUGCAAGUUUGAAGCCCUGGCAUGGCGAUCUAGCAUUCAGAAUUCAAUUUGAUCUGAUUUUGUGUUGAUAUUAAGGCUUUGUAUGUUUUAUCCGUUCAGUAGCAUACCAUAAUGCAGAAUUC